CCACCACCACCACCACCACCAUCAACACCUCCUCCACCCUAGUACACCCCACCCCUCUACUAAAAGGGACACGGGGGAGAGAAGCAGAGGGAGGAGGAGAACAGAACCUUCGGGACACCUGUGCUGUCGGUUCGACUGAACAUUCUGGCUCUUUUAUCAGUGAAGUCUUCACCUCCACCCAGACUGUGGCACACGACGGUGGAGCUGCUGAUGUAGACGCGCCAAGCACGGGAUCAGACUGGAGUGACGGUGACGGAGGGGAGGCAGCCGCAGCAUCAGUGCCAGCGUCAGGAGGACCAUCAUCAGGAGGCGGUCAGCGGAUGGAGAUGCGCCGCGAAGGCGGAGGAAGGAUGACGAUGAGGAUGAGGAGGGUGAUGUAGCAGGUGCUGCAGGGUCGUGCCGCAUUGCCUGGUCCGCCGAGAGCGACGCCGGGGGAGCAGGUGAUGCUGUCGUCGUCAUUGUGCCACCGAGAGACGGAGAAAGACAGGAGGAGGCGGAGGUGAUGGAGGAGGACAGGCUGUGACAUGGAGGGACGCGGCAGUGAGAGCUCGGGCCGCCCGGAUCAGCAGGUUUCAGAAGGAGAGAAGCCACAGAUGAUGAUCUGAGAGCUCGGUGAAAUAAUCUUAGGCUAAACGUUCAAGUCAAAAAUUCUCUGGAGUUGAAUUAGUGGAAAUGCGUGUGCGUGUGCGUGUGAAGCUGCAGGAGCUGCACAGCAGCGGCGUCUGCUCCACUUCACCCCGGAUUACAGCUCCACAGCAGCAGGCCUCCAUCUGAGGUCUCCUCCUCACCAGACACAACAUCACUCUCUUCUCCUUACUCCUCCCUGUUGCUGGAGGGAAGACUUUUUCCUCUGCUGCCGUUCUCCUCCCUGAAGCUGCCGUGGCGUGGUCCCCCGUGGAGGGACAGCUGUUGCAAAGGAUGACUCACCUGCAGGCUGGCCUCUCUCCGGAGACCCUGGAGAAGGCCAAAGUGGAGCUGAAGGAGAACCCGGACACUUUACACCAGGACAUCCAGGAGGUCCGGGACAUGAUCAUCACCCGACCGGACAUCGGGUUCCUCAGGACGGAUGACGCCUUUAUCCUCAGGUUCCUCCGGGCCAGGAAGUUCAACCACUUCGAGGCGUUCAGGCUGCUGGCUCAGUACUUCGAGUACCGGCAGCAGAACCUGGACAUGUUCAAGAACCUGAAGGCCACGGACCCGGGAAUCAAACAGGCUCUGAAGGACGGUUUCCCAGGAGUACUGUCCAACCUGGACAGAUACGGACGCAAGAUCCUGGUCCUGUUCGCUGCCAACUGGGACCAGAGCAGGUACACAUUUGUGGACAUACUGAGGGCCAUCCUGUUGUCCCUGGAGUCCAUGAUCGAAGACCCCGAGCUGCAGGUCAACGGCUUCAUCCUCAUCAUCGACUGGAGCAACUUCACCUUCAAGCAGGCGUCCAAGUUGACACCCAGCAUGCUGCGGCUGGCCAUCGAGGGGCUGCAGGACAGUUUUCCUGCUCGUUUUGGAGGAAUCCACUUUGUGAACCAGCCCUGGUACAUCCACGCCCUCUACACCGUCAUCAGACCCUUCCUCAAAGACAAGACCAGGAAGAGGAUCUUUAUGCACGGCAACAACCUGAACAGCCUGCACCAGCUGAUCCACCCCGAGAUCCUGCCGUCGGAGCUCGGAGGAAUGAUGCCGCCGUACGACAUGGGCACGUGGGCCAGGACGCUGCUGGACCACGCCUACGACGAGGAGACCGACUACUGUCCCGAGUCCUACACCCUGUCGGUCCAGGACCUGGAGAGAGACCUGGAGAAAAACCUGUCCCCCAAAUCUAUGAAGAGGUCUCAGUCGGUGGUGGAGCCUGGCGUCCUGAAACGACCGGACAAAGUCAAGAGUGAGGAGGACAACAUGCAGCCGCUGCUGUCUCUGGACUAGAUGUUCACCUCCAAGAACCAAACAGGAAGCAGUAUUAACCACACACACACACACACACACACACACACCUGUGCACACACUGUAAGCCACACACACUUUUCCGCUGCUGCUGCUGCUGCUGCUGCUGCUGCUGCUGCUGCUGCUGCUGCUGCUGGUGGACUCUUCAACUGCAGCCCCUGUAAAGUGAUGUAAUGUGACAGAGAAAUGGACCAAUGAGACGAGAGGAGGACGCUCCCUUCAGACUGGGCGGUUCCUCACAGCUGUCAACAGUGUUCUCUCUCUCUCUCUCUCUCUCUCUCCAUCCAUAUAUAUACAUAUAUAUAAACAUAUAUAUAUGUAUAUAUUUGGAUCUAUUUAUUUAUUGACUUUCCAUUUCUGUCAAGUGCCAAUUCCCAAAAAAAAUUGAAAAUGUCGUCUUUGGAGGAACCCAGCAGGGAAUCAUCAGUUGGUCCACAGUGACUGGGAAGGAACUCCUCAGUGGAACGACGACUGGUUAUAGAUAGACGUGGAAAUCAUCCUGGAGGUCAUCCAGGAGGUCAUCCUGGAGGUCAUCCUGAGGUCAUCCUGGAGGUCAUCCAGGAGGUCAUCCUGGAGGUCAUCCAGGAGGUCAUCCUGGAGGUCAUCCUGGAGGUCAUCCUGCAGCUCAGAGGACUUGUUGUACAAAUAUGUGAAGAAACUGAGCAGUGUUUGAGCAUGAUGCUCAGGAGAAUCAGCCGUUAGCACCACCUUCAGGACAGGACGGUCAUUUACUGGGAUAAGGAGGGGCAUUUACGCUGACUGGUGACUUUGUACCUGAACUCCACCUUGGAAAGUACCCCCCUCCCCCGCCCCCAGUCGUUUAUGGUUCCUAAAAAUCUCUGCUUUUUCCGUCUUUUAGCUAUCCUCUCUUGAACUUCCUCGUUUCUCCACACGAGGGCAGUAUUUCUUCUUUCCUCGGAGCAAAAGCUUGAGAAGCUCCUGUGUCUUUUUAAACAACGACUGACGUCAAGGUCACGUAUUUAUUUGGCUGAAGAUGACCAAAAGAUAUAUUUUCAGACUCUGACCAAAUAAAAAUAGCUAAAGUUUUAUUUUAUAGAAGCAGCGACAAGGGCCAGCCUAUCGCCUCCUGCUGGUAACUUUGUGAGAAAAUUUGUUAUAUUUUUAGCAAUAAUAUUGAUCUGAUUCUGAAGUAUUUUUUCCUUUGGACUAGAGCUGUGUGUCAGGUUUAUGUGAGGUUUGAAGACCAAGGUGUUGAAGGAUUGUAGGUUUUUUAAGAUCUUUUUCUGCAUGUCCAUUAAGAGUCAGCUGUAAAAUAUUUGGUGUCACACACCCCAGAAUGUUGUAGAUUAAUUUUUGCAUAUUUUUCAUUUACAUUGUAUUUUCAUUUGAGACGAACAUCCAGGUGUUUAACAUGUAAUCCAAAGUAAGGGCCGCACCACCACGCCUCACCAUCACUGGAAACCGACGGGACAUUUAACACACAUCUGAGAUUGGUGGCAGAAUUUGAAGCAGUUAUGAUUUUUAUGCCUUCAUAUUUUUUUACAGAAAAUGCCAUCGAUUGUAAAUAAGAAAGGGACGACGACAUUUGUUUGUAAUUGUUUUGAAGCCUGAGGUCAGGGUCAUUGGAAAACCAGACUAUGGCCACACCGUGGGAAAAUGCAGGAUUGACGACCAUGGCUGCGUGCAUUUGUUGAGUGGAUGGCAGCUGUUUCAGGUGCAUUGUUGAUUGUAACCACUAGAGGCACUGUGGAGCAGUGUGUUCCACCGAAUGAGUCAGUGUUAAUCUGGUUGAUUUCUGUUUUCGUCAGCAGUCGUUCAGUCUGACCCACAGAAUGACACAAAGUUUGACUCCUGGAUCAGAGCUGAAGGAAUGGAAGGAUUGAUUUGUUUUACUGUGGUGCAAAACCAAACACAGAAUGUAAGUUUUAUCCACGACAGCCUUGACAUCUGUAAUGUCACUGCAUUUAUAUGAUCACAUGUAAACACACCAGGUCCACAGACACCAGACCCACAGACACCAGGUCCAAACCUUUAGUAUUUAUUCAACCCUAGACAGUAUUGUAAUAAAACAGUGAGCUGAAACUGUGGUAGUUUGUUAAUGAUGCCACGUGGUGGCAGUGUUUAGCACACGGGCCUUAAGACCUUUUCUACAGAGUUUGUUUUCCAUGUUCUCACUGAGCUUCUUCUCCUGGAGGGUUUCCAGUUUCUUCCUCUACAAAACUUUUUGACUUUUUUCUGGAUUACGGUGGGUAGAGUGGUUAGUGCUGUUGCCUUACGGUAGACGGUCCCAACGUACUGUGUGUGCAUUUGCAUGUUGUCCCGUGUCCUCCACCUGUACAUCCAUUCACCCCUUGUCCUUUCCCGUCCCUGCUCCUCUUUCCAUCACUUUUUUUUCCGUGUCUCGACACAGUUCUCAGUCAACGGUCCACAAACGUUUAUGCUGCAAAGUGUAAAAUUCAAGACAACUGAAUGUGAGCGACGUGGACGAGGUGGUGGUGGUGAGCUGGUGAGGCUGAGCAGACUGUGAGUGGAUGAGAGCAGACAGCUGCAGUGUUGGAGCGUCACACCAACACACUGACAUGUCACAACAGCUGCAGGGUCUCCUCCACCACAGCACCCCCCUCAGCUCAGAGAGAGUGCUUCACUUUGAUGCUGAUGCUCACAGUAGGGCUUCAGUCAGAGGGAGGCCAGAACAACGCUGAUUAAUCAUAAUAAUAAUAAUAAUAAUAAAAACAACAUAACUUUGCAGUCACCAUUUUUAUUCAAUACCAUGUUUUAGGGUAAAUUCCUUCGUACUCUACCUUUAAACAGCUUCACGUCAUGAAAAGAUCAGUUUUGUAUUUUCAGCUCCUUCAAUUUUUUACCAACUCCUAAUUAUUUAUUUGCUCCUAAGUCACAGUAAAAUGAAAUGUUUUGGCUUGAAAACUUUUUGUUGACAUUUUUUUGUAUUUAUUUCUUUGUUGUUGAUUUUACAACAAUUUUAUAUAGUUGUAAAAAAAUGAACAGGGUAAAAAUGUAUUUUCAUCUUAAAUCAGCUGCUGGUUUUUCCCUCAUUUCUCCUCCAUCUCCUUCUCCUCCUCAGUGACUGUCAUAACUGGACUAGACCACACCUCCUCAGUGCUCACUGACUUUGACCAAUGUCUGAUUAGUUUCAGCCAAAGCCAGUGGUUUGAUGUGAGCGCUCAUUGUUUCUAAUGAUCACUGUCACUGUCUGUGCUUCAAAGGUGUCAACACUGAAUUCAAAUGUUUUUAUUUGUUUGUUUUUUUAAUUCCUGCAAAUGAAUGCAUAACUUUCAGUUGUGGUAUUUAAAAACAGUAUAAAUAUAAAUAUAUCUAUUUAUGGAUUUCCACCUCACUGUUCUUUGAUUGUAUAGUGUGUGUACAGCAGCUGUGACCAGGUCAGAGGUCACGGCAGAAAAGUGUUCAGUUAGCAGCUGUUUUUGAAAACCUGUGUAAAUGUCUUCUGACGAGAGUUGUGUUGAAAACACGUCAUGUAAAAAUGGUCAGAAAUAAAAACAAAAACAAACAAA
Messenger RNA from Cynoglossus semilaevis (tongue sole), 5429 nucleotides. RefSeq names its product clavesin 2 (gene clvs2). The transcript is spliced from 6 exons. The record is from RefSeq and is a predicted model, not a curated record. Gene Ontology annotation, cellular component: membrane; trans-Golgi network; clathrin-coated vesicle. Gene Ontology annotation, molecular function: phosphatidylinositol bisphosphate binding. Gene Ontology annotation, biological process: lysosome organization. Lineage: Eukaryota; Metazoa; Chordata; Actinopteri; Pleuronectiformes; Cynoglossidae. The coding region runs from base 919 to 1920 and encodes 333 amino acids.